Messenger RNA from Acaromyces ingoldii, 570 nucleotides. RefSeq names its product putative Rpc11-DNA-directed RNA polymerase III subunit C11. Gene Ontology annotation, biological process: DNA-templated transcription; termination of RNA polymerase III transcription; regulation of DNA-templated transcription. The record is from RefSeq and is a predicted model, not a curated record. Gene Ontology annotation, molecular function: zinc ion binding; nucleic acid binding; DNA-directed RNA polymerase activity. The transcript has 3 exons. Gene Ontology annotation, cellular component: RNA polymerase III complex. The coding region runs from base 64 to 396 and encodes 110 amino acids. Lineage: Eukaryota; Fungi; Basidiomycota; Exobasidiomycetes; Exobasidiales; Cryptobasidiaceae.
GCAGUCACUCGACUACCGCGGACAAAACAGGUCGCAGGCCUCUCCGGAAAGAAGAAGACAGCCAUGUCGCUCUUCUGCCCGACAUGUGCCAACAUGUUACUCAUCGGCACCGAUGAUCGUGGGCUGUACAAGUGGGCUUGCAGCACGUGCCCAUACGAGUUUCCGAUUGCAAAGCAGAUGACCACGAGGGUGAAGCUCACCAGGAAGGACGUCGACGAUAUCAUGGGUGGGGACGAUGCAUGGAAGAAUGUCGACAAGACCGCAAUCGCUUGCCCCAAGUGCGACAAUCCCGAGGCAUUCUUCAUGCAGCUCCAGAUUCGGUCGGCCGAUGAGCCCAUGACUACGUUCUAUCGAUGCACCGAGAGGACCUGUGGCCAUCAAUGGCGAGAGGGGUAGCAAGUGUCACUCGCCAGAAGAGAGUACCGCAUCUCUGUCAACCCCUUCAGAAGAAAGCAAUCAUUGUACCACCACAUCUGUACACCUAGCUAACACACAUCAUCUUGUACUUCUACGCUCUUUUGUUCCGAUGGGCUUGACGUCUUGUGCUUGUUAACCUCAGCUCGAACAAUC